UGGAUAAUGGUUCCGCCCGCCGCUGGCACGGCGCUGCAGUUUUGACUGACGGGCUGUUUGAGCUGGUUGUCAAGUUAGCUGGUGGGUUAGAAAAAAACUGAACGCCAUGCUGGGAGUGGAGUGCGGGUCCGAUCAAGUGAGGCGUGACCACUCUUGAGAUCCCGGGGGAGAGAGAAGAAGAAUGGCUCACAAUGUUAACUUUGACCUGAGUCACCCCAGCGUGGAAGCUGGACUGGAAAGCCCAGUAGACGAGGAAGUGGUUCAUGAUUCGUUCAACCAGCUGAUUGCAGAAGAGAGUCAGAAGGGGGGACUACAGCAUCAGCAGAAGAAUCCAGAAGAUGAGGGCCGAGACAAUGUGGCGUAUUUGUUGCCCUCUGAGAAUCGGGAACGGAGGAUUGGAAGUGAUGAAACGGACGCUCUCCUCAGGGAUCGCUUGUCUUCAGCCACCCUGAAGAUCCUCUCUUCCAUGCCGAGCCGCACCAUCGGCCGUAGCCGGGGAGCCAUCAUCUCUCAGUACUUCAAUAGGACCAGGGAGCUUCGGAGACGCACGCAGAAACGAGCGUCCAUCAAAGACUUCUCUCGCUCCUCCAGACCCAGCUUACGAGGCUACGGCGUGGAGAUGGACACUACAGACUCAGCAGAAAACAGGCAGGAGCGAUUGAUCAAAAACCUGCAGGACUUGUUGGCGGCUGACCGAAUGAGGAUGCUCAAAGAAAUGCCUCUGAAUUUGUCUGAGAAAAAAUACUUGAGGAGGUUGACGUUGGAAAAGACUAAGCAAACGCAUUCCAGCGAUGAUCUUCCCUGUUGCAGUUAUCUGAAAUUUCACAUCAUUUUAGCCUUCAGGAGCAGCUGGUACAGCUGUUUAUCCUUCCUGCACUCCCUGCACCUGUGGCAAAUGCCGCUCAAGAGAGUCAGCGGGCGCUUCGGCUCCGGGGUCCUCUCCUACUUCCAGUUCCUCGAGACUCUCCUCUACUUCAACGCGUUCCUUUUCCUGGUCUUGGGUACGUUCUUGGUGUUUCCACAGGCGGUGUACCCCCCAGAGCGGCAUGAAAACAGAAUUUCCUUCACUGGACUGGAGCUCUUCACCGGAGGGGGCUCCUUCUCCGACACCCUGCUGUACUAUGGAUACUACAGUAACCACACACUGCCGAGCUGUUCCAAGAGUAACACCUCCAGUCCUUCAGGACCGAAGUGUGACUCAAAUUCCCUGUCCUACAACAUGCCGCUUGCAUAUUUCUUCACAAUCGGACUGUCCUUCUUCUUCACAUGUGUCAUCCUUGUGUACAGUAUGUCAAAGUCGUUUGGUCAGAGCUUCAGGAUAGACAAGUCUAACGGCAUGUUGGCCAUGAAGGUCUUCUGCUCGUGGGACUUUAUGGUCAUCAAGAGAAGCUCGGUCAAGCUGCUGUCUGAAAACAUCUGCACCCAGCUCAAGGAGCUGCUGGGAGACGUACUUCACAAGCGCCAUAAGAGAACAAUCUCAGAAAGGUUGAUCAAACUGAUUUUUCAUGGCCUGGGUUGGAUGUGCUGCCUUGGGGCUACCGCUGGAUGCGUGGCCGGGAUUUACUACUUCUCAGAUUAUAUGCACAAAAAACCUUUCUACAAAAAGCAGCAGGGAAGUUUACAAAAUGAUUCCGGGGAUCCAGGGCUAUUAAAAGAAGCCAACUUCUUGGUGCUGCCUAUCCUCGUCUCCUUCAUCAACUCGACGUUACCGAUGCUCUUCCAGCUCAUAUCCUGGAUGGAGAAGUACGAUUCUCCAUCUCUGCACACGUUUGUUUCACUCAGUCGAAACCUGAUAUUAAAAGUGAGCGUGCUCGGAGUCCUCUGCUUCCAUUGGUUGACACGGGUGGCUGGCAGCGGCGAUGAAAACAAGACAUUCAAGUGCUGGGAGAGUUUUGUUGGUCAGGAGCUUUAUCGCUUCCUAAUCAUCGACUUCAUCUUCACUCUGCUGAAUACGCUGUUUGGAGAGCUGCUUUGGAGGUUAUUCUCUGACAAAGUGCUCAAGCGGAACAGAAGACCGGGGUUUGAUAUCGGCAAGAAUGUCCUGGACCUCAUCUAUGGACAGACGUUAGCCUGGUUGGGUCUUCUCUUCGCUCCUCUCCUGCCUGCUGUGCAGAUCCUCAAACUGCUGCUGCUCUUCUACAUUAAGAUGAGCAGUGUGAUGAUGAACUGUCAGGCCCCCAGGAGGGCAUACAGAGUCAGCCAGAUGACCACCAUCUUCAUCACCCUCCUGUGCUUCCCCUCCUUCCUCGGUGCCUCCGUGUGCGUCACGUACACCAUGUGGAGGCUCCCGUCCUCAGAGUCAUGCGGUCCUUUCCGUGGGAGCAAAACCAUGAUCCAGGUGGGGAAACAAAGGAUUGCUGAGCUGGUUGAAGAAAACCCCAAAUUGUACUUUCUGGCUGAAGCUCACACCGCUUUGGUGGAAAAUCCCCUUUUCCUGUUUGUGGCAGCAGCCGUCUUUCUGAUAAUAAUUUACUUCCAGAGUCAGGUGGUGGACGGCCAAAGGAAGAUCAUCACUUUACUGCAGGAGCAGAUAGAAAACGAGGGAGAAGACAAAAAGUUCCUAAUUACUCGGCUUCAGAACGUCCAUGAGCGCAAACGGAAACUGCGGAGAAAACAGGACUCUGGAUGUUAAGGCCGCUGAGCUUCUGGAAGAUGAGCUUCCUCAAUUGUCUGAGGAAUCUUCAGCCACUGGGUUUGCAGCUGAGACAAUGAACUUCAUUCAGCGCCAGAAGAUCAAUGCAGCUGUUUAUAUGGAGCAAACUGGCAGGACGAAACCACUGGUAAAAAAAGAACAACGAAAACAUUUCAUAGAAUCGACUUGAUGCUUUGUCUGCACAUCGUUACUCCCGAAUAACGUACAGUCACGACAGACUUAUGUGUCGGAGGACUUUUUUGAUCUGGAUGUUGCGAACUGAGCAAAAUCCAGAUCAUUUUGUAUUUAAAGCAGAAAUAUUUAGAUUUCAUCUCCUUUUAAAGAAGCACUUUUUCUACUAACUGUGAACUAUUUUCUGUUCAUCAUCCAGAUAUUUCAUUAAUGUGUCAUUGGUAAACUUUGGGUUUUCUGGGUGUGUUGGUGUAAAUAAAAAAAUUUUUCAGUGAAAUUUUCACUCUGUUUUUGUAAGUAAAUUACAUUUUACUA
This is a messenger RNA of Poeciliopsis prolifica (blackstripe livebearer), 3139 nucleotides long. RefSeq names its product transmembrane channel-like 6b (gene tmc6b). Gene Ontology annotation, cellular component: plasma membrane. NCBI's taxonomy places the organism in Eukaryota, Metazoa, Chordata, Actinopteri, Cyprinodontiformes, Poeciliidae. The transcript has 21 exons. Bases 182 to 2632 code for a protein of 816 amino acids. Gene Ontology annotation, molecular function: mechanosensitive monoatomic ion channel activity. The record is from RefSeq and is a predicted model, not a curated record.